Molecule: messenger RNA, 1575 nt
Organism: Cyclocybe aegerita
Lineage: Eukaryota; Fungi; Basidiomycota; Agaricomycetes; Agaricales; Hemipholiotaceae
Source: the annotation of a GenBank genome assembly
AUGGAAUCUUCACCUAUCAACGAACAUGUCAUUCCUAUGCUGCUCGCGGUACUCAAGAGUCAAGUCGAACAUGCAGUUUUUAGACCGUACCUAGGAGGCGAUGGAAAAUGGGGUUCCAUCUCCUCGGCUACAUUUAUGCAGGACUUGCUUUUCUACCAGAACCAUUAUCGAUCUGCGCUGGGAGACAACUCGUCCAAGAACAUUGUUGGACUUUGGCUUUCAGGACGGAAGUAUUCAGAUACAGUCAACAUCAUGGGCCUCAUGCUGGCCGGAUUUAUUCCUCAACUCUUUAGCACCAACUUUCCCAACGAAGAGGUCAUCUGGGACCUCAUGGAGAAGAGUGGCGCUAACGUCCUAAUUUACGACGAAGACUUCAAAGACAAAGUUACCUCCUGCCGCGUCUCAUUGAUUUCUGCUCUAACCGAGACCUCCGUCACCCACGAAAACACGGCCUCUUUCGCGUUUACUCCAUUUGCCAGUGGAGGCGGCACUGCUCUAAUUGUACACUCUUCCGGGACGACAUCCGGGAUGCCAAAGCUAAUUCCCGUGACGCACAGCUGGGUAACUGCGUUUAUCAAGAUCAAGUAUCCCGCCGCGCUCAAACAAGGAGACUUUGACGACGCCAACGUCACGAACACCAUCGGGAAUCUUGCUCAUGAACUCAUUAUCGCUUUUGUCUCGUCCUCCAUGGGCGCUUCGACUUCCGAGAUCGUGUCGAUGAUCACAACCUGUGGAGUCAAUCGCCUGGCCCUCUACGCUACAUUCCUGUCUUCGUAUAUAAAGGCAGCGCAGAAGGACCCAGCUGUCACCGCUGCCCUUGUUUCCUGUCGCCAGAUCCUCCAUACGGGCGUCUCUCUUCCAGAAGAGGACGAGGAGUGGGCGAUCCAAAACGGGCUUCGCGUAACCACCAUGUACGGAACCACAGAAACUGCCCCUGUCAUGACUAGCCAGAUUGGAACCGAAGCCACCGACAGACUGUUGAGUCUGAUGCCAGGUCUAGAUGCCCCAGCCCUCAUCCCUUGCCAGUUGUCUUCCAGUUCAGAGGGCGACACAGACACCAAGCUAUUCGAGAUGGUGGCUCGUCCUGGGAAAAAAGACAGCCCUCAUCCAUCGCUCUUCAAAUCCCCGGAUGGGUUGUAUCACACCGAAGACGUCCUAGAAGAGAUCACGCCCGGACUAUACCGCUUUAGAGGACGGAAGGGCGACUGGAUCAAGACGUUGCCCGGCUUCUGCGAUGCGAACUCGAUUGAGGAGAACGUCAAGAAGAUGUGCAAGGACAUCCUGCACGACGCAGCCGCCGUCGGGGAGAACCGGCCACUCGCUUGUCUCUUCAUCGAGGCCCUGCCCUCAGCUGAAGUUGGUGGAAAGAGCGAGGAGGCUCUCGUCGCUGAGGUUAUCGCCCGAACCAAAGAGUUCAAUCAACGCCUGUUCACGUACGAGCGGAUCGAGGACCCGCGUAGGAUAUUCGUUGUGCCUCAUGGUAGUCUGCCUAGGACGAAGGAGAAAGGGAACAUCAGGCGCAACGCUGUUGCAAGCAUAUUCAGAGACAAGGUAGACGCCGCGUUUCAAGACUAA